GUGCCCUUCGAAAGCUGCGAGGACUUCCUGCUCUGCGCGGCUCCGAUGUUCAUACCCUGUGUCCUGUGGUCUCUAGAGGCAGACGUCCACUUCGAGGAGCAGUUUGCUCCAAAGCUCUUGCAAAGUCCGAAGGUGCGAUGCUUCGCCCUGCGCCUGGCAGCCCCUCCAAAGUUCGAGGGGCCGCCUGUGCUGGGCAUGGACAUGUGGCUGCUGGGCGUUUGUCUCCCGGCAGCUUGCGACGCAACAGCCUUGGGUGCGUCGGCGGCUGAACUGUUUCGAUCGGUGCCGUUGUCCACGGUCACGGGAAACCGGGCACAUCAUAUUGACGAGUUGUCCGGCAUCCAUAUCGAGGAGCUAGUGCACUGGAGCGAGUUGAAGAUCAACUUCGGCAUUAUCGGACCUCCAAACGCUGGUACUUCCUCCCUCCACCGGAGCUUGCAAGAGCUGGGUGCGUACUUCCUGGGCGGUGCGGAUGAGAUGCCCUUACCGGUCUCCUGGCUUCGAAGCGAGGAAUCUUGGCAGUGGCGGUGCACAGCGCCUUUGCUGCCACCUGCCGGGUGGGCCAAGGGCCUGGGACUUCUACGGCGGCGCGAGGUUGACGAUGUUGGGGAGCCAACAGGCCUCGUGGGCUUCCGGAACCCGAAAAUCAUCUUCAGCUCCAGCUGCUUGCGCAACCUCCUCUUCGUUCCGGGCCUCCAAGUAAUCGCCGUUUGGCGCGAUCCCAUGGACUGGCUCUGGAGUUCCCUCCACCGGAUCUUCGAAGGCUUCGAGAACGCAGAGGAGGAGAUCGGCAGGGCGUGGUCCGUUUUCGCAGAGUCCACGAAGGAAGAAGACCCCUCGACACUCCAGCCACUGCAGGAGCAAGGAGGUGGCAUGCUAGAGCUUAGCACCUGGCGCUUGGGUGUUCCUUUGUCCCUCGGCGCGGCGGCGCCCAGCCGUGCCCUAUGGAAGCUCCGCACAGCUGUGGGUCAGGAGCGGCUACUGGUUCUUCCAUUUAAAGAGCUCAUUUCAAAGCAGAUGGACUGCUUCGACCAGCUGCUGCUCUUCCUGGGACUUCCGGCCUCGGCUGGCGAGCUCUUGCCCGCGAAUGUCCGCCGAAGGCGGACCCACGUCGACCGCCAGGCGGAUGCUGCUUUGGAGAACGAGACGGCUCGUCUGCAAGAGUUCUUCAGAUCGGAAAGAGAGUCCGCCGCUGCACUGCUGGCCUGUGCGGCAUGA
Molecule: messenger RNA, 1218 nt
Organism: Symbiodinium sp. CCMP2592
Lineage: Eukaryota; Dinophyceae; Suessiales; Symbiodiniaceae
Source: the annotation of a GenBank genome assembly